Acomys russatus (golden spiny mouse) is the source of this 2381-nucleotide messenger RNA. RefSeq names its product dihydrolipoamide branched chain transacylase E2 (gene Dbt). The transcript is spliced from 9 exons. Gene Ontology annotation, molecular function: lipoic acid binding; acetyltransferase activity. The coding region runs from base 84 to 1352 and encodes 422 amino acids. Lineage: Eukaryota; Metazoa; Chordata; Mammalia; Rodentia; Muridae. Gene Ontology annotation, cellular component: cytoplasm; mitochondrion. The record is from RefSeq and is a predicted model, not a curated record.
CUUUUUUUGUUGUUGUUUUCUCUUUGGUAGACUUGUGUUCGCUAUUUUCAAAUAUGUAAUAACGUACAUGUUUUGAAGCCAAAAUGUGUGUGCUCUGUCGGUUAUCCUUUGCUCAAGUACAGUCAACCACAUCACGCGCUGAGAACAGCGGCGGGUAUGUAAAAGAAGGGGAUACAGUAUCUCAGUUUGACAGCAUCUGUGAAGUUCAAAGUGACAAGGCCUCUGUCACCAUCACCAGCCGUUAUGAUGGUGUCAUCAGGAAACUCUAUUACAACCUAGAUGACAUCGCUUAUGUGGGGAAGCCACUGAUAGACAUCGAAACAGAAGCCCUGAAAGACUCAGAAGAAGAUGUUGUUGAAACUCCUGCUGUGUCCCAUGAUGAGCACACUCACCAAGAGAUCAAAGGCCAGAAAACACUAGCAACGCCUGCGGUCCGUCGGCUGGCCAUGGAAAACAAUAUUAAGCUGAGUGAAGUUGUUGGCUCUGGAAAAGAUGGCAGAAUACUUAAAGAAGAUAUUCUCAACUUUUUGGAAAAGCAGACGGGAGCCAUACUGCCUCCCUCCCCAAAGGCUGAAAUCACCCCACCUCAACCGCAGCCGAAAGCCAGGACCUCUCCGAUGCCAAUAUCAAAGCCCCCAGUAUUCACAGGCAAAGACCGAACAGAGCCUGUGACAGGCUUCCAAAAAGCAAUGGUCAAGAGCAUGUCCGCAGCCCUGAAGAUUCCCCACUUUGGCUAUUGUGAUGAGCUUGACCUUACUGAACUGGUGAAGCUUCGAGAAGAAUUGAAACCUGUGGCUUCCGCUCGUGGCAUCAAACUUUCCUUCAUGCCCUUCUUCUUAAAGGCUGCUUCUUUGGGAUUGCUGCAGUUUCCUAUCCUCAAUGCCUCUCUGGAUGAAAGCUGCCAGAACAUCACCUACAAGGCUUCUCACAACAUUGGGAUAGCAAUGGAUACUGAGCUGGGGUUAAUUGUCCCCAAUGUAAAGAAUGUUCAAGUGCGCUCUGUAUUUGAGAUCGCCAUGGAACUGAACCGCCUCCAGCAACUGGGCUCUUCCGGUCAGCUCAGUGCCACGGACCUCACCGGAGGGACGUUUACUCUUUCCAACAUUGGAUCAAUUGGUGGAACCUAUGCCAAAGCGGUGAUAUUGCCUCCGGAAGUAGCCAUCGGUGCCCUGGGAGCGAUUAGGUCUCUUCCCCGAUUUGACCAAAACGGAGAAGUUUACAAAGCACAGAUAAUGAAUGUGAGCUGGUCAGCUGAUCACAGGAUCAUUGAUGGCGCCACCAUGUCACGAUUCUCUAACUUGUGGAAAUCCUACCUGGAAAACCCCGCGUCCAUGCUGCUAGAUCUGAAAUAAGGGUAAACGGGACAUCCUUGAACUUUCUGCGUUUCCAAAGAGUACGUGAGGCCUAACUGUGCCAGCAUGUAUUCCUGUUACAGUUGCGUUGGAAAUGGUUUGUGUUGCCUGGUUAAGGCUCUAAAGCACAGCAUUUGUGCCUGGCACAUUAGGCUCUCUGCUGAAAAUGAACGACAGGUAGCGGUUCUAUUGUGUAGGUCAGAGGGUAACUUCUCAAUAUGGUGCUGAGAUCUUUGUGUCAAUGAUUGAAACAGGCAACAAAACAAAAUCAAUGUUACUAAAAGGCAAGUAGCGACAGACAUAUGGUAUUGGCCCUGUUUCUCUCUCUCUCGCUCUCUUAAUUUUUAACUGACUUUUUAAAUGAACUUUUAAAUUAUACUUUAUUGGGAGAAAGGAAUUCAUAUACAAAUGUUUUUCAUUUCCCUAAAAUCAAGGUAACUGUUCUACAAAUUAAGUGCAAUUCUGCUUAUCCCUUCAGAUAAAAAGACAUACACUCUUGCCUUACUGUAAAGUAUUAUCUCCAAAUGUCGUAUAGCUAUAAGUUAGCAUUCUUUAAAGGGGGAAGUUAUAGUUUGCUCUUAAUUAUAGUCUACAACCCCAAAGGCUGUUAAAAGUAAAUGUUUAAAAUGCAUAGACUUGGAGCGGCGGUAAUGCUUGGCAUUUUGCUGGGAAAUACUUGACUUUGCAAACUCACUUUGUGACGCAAAAUAUCACAAAAACAGCAACGGUUGGCUUUUUCUUUUUUCUAAUACUUAGAGAUUUAUUGCCUUUUAAUUUUAUUGAUCUUCAGCUAACCCAAGAAAAGGACCUAGAAUCUCUUCUGUUCUGAGCGUGAAUAAGAAAAGAUUCAAAUGGGAAAUUGUGGGCAUAAAAUUAGCUUAUACAGAAAUGCUAGUAAUGAUCAUCUUGGUAAAGGUCUACUUUAAUCAGCAUCAGGAGGAACCUAAUUCAAGGCUGGACAAUCCUUUAUUCCCCACACUUGAGAAGCGGAGACAAGUGGAUUGCUGUGAAUUUGAGUUCCCAGACAGC